AAUAUAAUUGUACGCUUACACUGUUGCUAUGCAACAAUAUAAACAAUUGAAAUUAAAAGAAGGCAAGAAAAUACGACGAUGGAAGCCGACGCUUUGCAUUUAAACAUCGAUUAUGUCGGCAGUAGUGGCGUUAUUUUGAGCACGGAACAAAAGGCUGCCUUUCAAUCGUCGCUGGUGAUUUUGAAAAGUAACUAUAAGUACAAGAAAGUAUUUUUUUGGGGAAAAGUUCUCGGCGUUAGAGAUGACUAUUUUAUCGUCGAAGGUAUCGGGAAAGAUGAAAUGACUGACAGACAUCUUUUAUACAGCGUGGAUUGUGUGAAAUGGGGUCUAUUGCCACAUGUUACAGAACAAAUGAAAGCAAAUUGUGCUUUUGUAAAAGGCCGCUUCACUGGUGACCCCUCAUAUGAGUAUGAACACACAGAAACAAAACGAAAUGAGGAAAAGGAAACAGAUGCAGACCUUGAAGAAGAAAAAACAGUACUUGUUAAGGAAGAGGACAGAUUGGCGACAGUCAUUGCAGCUAUCAAUUAUGAUGUGGCCAUUGUACCCAGGGGUUCAUUUCUAAGAUCUGCUGAUGGCAACAUCUACUCCAAUAGAAGUUUUGAAGGACUAACAAUGGCCGAUGCAGCAAAACUUUGCUCCUACUUCCAUUUCCGCGAACCCAUCCUCUUAAAUCAGAAAAGCCUGUUGCAAAAGGCCUCGCUCGACAAAAGUAUUGAUUUUCUUGAUCCAAUCGAUGCGGACGUUCCAAAUGGAGGUUCAUGGAGUAUUCAAUACGAGAAAGGUUGUGGAUUGGUUACAUUAAGAAGCUUACACUGGCUAGGUUUCGUCUUUUAUCAUGUUCCCGAAACCAGAAAGUUCGGACGCAUUUACGUUGGUACAGGAGAAAAGAACUUAGAUCUACCAUUCAUGUUGUAAAUAUGUAUCAAAGUUUAAAUGAACAAUAUCAUAAAUUGAAUAAUAAAUGAUAAAUACAGGUA
Xenia sp. Carnegie-2017 is the source of this 980-nucleotide messenger RNA. Its product is annotated as radial spoke head protein 9 homolog. Gene Ontology annotation, biological process: axoneme assembly; cilium movement involved in cell motility; motile cilium assembly. The transcript is spliced from 6 exons. Gene Ontology annotation, cellular component: axoneme; radial spoke. Bases 79 to 918 code for a protein of 279 amino acids. NCBI's taxonomy places the organism in Eukaryota, Metazoa, Cnidaria, Anthozoa, Malacalcyonacea, Xeniidae. The record is from RefSeq and is a predicted model, not a curated record.